UCUACCAUGCCAUGGCACACUGCGUGAGUGGCUUCUUAUCAUCUUCACUUCCUUCGCUUCCACGAUUCGCUUUCACCGCCGCUUCAUCUUCGUCUCUAUAGCCUUCUCCUUCUCCUUCUUUUCUCUCUGGUUGAGUGGUAGUUCGAUCUCCUCUAUGGAUCCUGGUUCCAGCUCCAAGAUCCCGGAGGAGACGAAGGCCCGGCCGAGGCCAGGGCCGUGGCCGCCGAGGAUCGAGCCAUUCGUUCACAACAAUGAUCAUAACCCCAGAGACCUCAAGUCCUGGGCUAAGCGCACUGGGUUUAACCCUAAUUUCUCUGGAGAGACCGUUGUCAGUACCGUUGGUGAGGUUGAGAUGGAGCGGCCUGCUGACGAGGUGGAUUUGGAGGAGGGGAUUGAGCGCCGGAGAGCUCGGUCUCCGCCGAAGGUGGAGAUUGAACCCAUGCUGGGCCGGAGGAGGAAUAUUGGGGUGGAGAGUAAGGGGAUCGAGAUUGGCUCUGGGAAUGGGGGGUUGAGAGCUGAUGAGAAGGAUAAGAGAAGGGUUGGAGUUGAGACUGGGGUGGGUAUCAAGGAAGAGAGAAAGCCAGAGGAGGUGAAUGCGAAUGUGAAUGCGAACGGGAAUAGGAAUAGGAAUAGGAAUGCUAAUGUGGGUGUUGCGGCGAUAGCGCCAGUAGCGUCUGGUGAUGAGGAGUCGAAGAAGAAGGAUGCCCAGAAAUUUGACGGUGAAGUGGAGAUUGAUAUGUUUUCUGAGUCUCCCGAGCUGGAGAAUCCACCAUUGAAUAGAUCACCAAGGCUUAAGUCUAGACUAACAGAUAAACCGGGUUAUGCCAGCCUUAUUCCAUAUGGUGUCCAACACUACUUGUCAUUGGCGGGUUCACUUGUAUUCAUUCCUUUAAUUAUGGUACCAGCCAUGGGUGGAACUGAUGAGGAGACUGCUAAUGUCAUUUCCACCAUGCUUUUGGUAUCUGGUGUUACAACUAUAAUGCAUUCAUUUCUAGGUACUAGGCUUCCAUUGGUCCAAGGAAGCUCAUUUGUAUAUUUGGCUCCAGCAUUGGUUGUCAUUAACUCUGAAGAGUUUCGAAAUCUCAGUGAAAAUAAAUUUAGGCAUAUAAUGAGGGAACUACAAGGGGCUAUCAUUAUUGGUUCAGUUUUUCAGACAAUUUUGGGAUACAGUGGCCUUAUGGCCCUUUUCUUGAGGUUAAUAAAUCCAGUGGUUGUUGCUCCAACUGUUGCUGCUGUAGGUUUGGCAUUUUUCAGCUAUGGUUUCCCUCAAGCUGGCACCUGUGCUGAAAUUAGUGUCCCGCUUAUUAUAUUGGUUCUAAUUUUCACUCUGUAUCUCAGAAGAAUUUCUAUCUUUGGGCAUCACAUCUUCCUAGUUUAUGCGGUUCCUCUCAGUGUUGCAAUAGUGUGGGCAUAUGCUUUCUUUUUGACUACAGGAGGGGCUUAUAAUUAUAAGGGAUGUAACUCAAACAUACCUAACUCAAAUAUCUUACUGGAUUCAUGCAAGAGACAUGUGGAUACCAUGAGGCAUUGUCGAACUGAUGCAUCCAAUGCUUGGAGAACUGCUGCUUGGGUUAGGGUUCCCUAUCCAUUCCAAUGGGGUGCCCCAAGUUUCCAUUUCAAGACAUCUAUUUUAAUGAUCAUUGCAUCAAUUGUGGCAUCAGUUGACUCAGUUGGUACUUAUCAUGCUUCAUCCUUACUAGUAAACUUAAGGCCCCCAACUCCUGGGGUAGUGAGCAGGGGAAUUGGUUUGGAAGGAAUUUCAAGCAUUCUAGCUGGACUGUGGGGAACAGGCAUUGGUUCAACAACACUAACAGAGAAUAUGCAUACCCUAGAGGUUACAAAGAUGGGUAGCAGAAAAGCCUUGGUAGCUGGAGCUGCAUUCUUGAUCUUCAUCUCAUUUGUUGGAAAAGUGGGUGCACUUCUUGCAUCUAUCCCGCUCGCCUUGGCUGCUGCUGUUCUGUGCUUCACUUGGGGUUUGAUUGUGGCUCUCGGCCUAUCAACAAUGCAAUACACUCAGACAGCAAGUUCCAGAAAUAUAAUCAUUGUUGGAUUUACAAUGUUCAUCUCUCUAUCCAUCCCGGCAUUUUUCCAGCAGUAUCAACCUAAUACCAGCCUCAUUCUGCCCAGUUAUUUCAUACCAUAUGCCGCAGCAUCAGAUGGUCCUAUCCAUAUUGGAAAUGCAGGACUCAACUAUGCAUUGAAUGGACUUCUGUCACUCAAUAUGGUGGUGGCUCUUCUUGUAGCCUUUGUGCUCGAUAAUACAGUUCCAGGUACCAAACAAGAACGAGGGGUGUACAUAUGGUCGAAUCCGAGAAGCCCAGACUUGGAUCCAGCUUCUCUUGAACCUUACUUAUUGCCCAAACAGAUCAGUUGUUUCUUUAGAUGGGCAAAAUGCGUCGGAUUGUGAAGGUUUUCUUAUUGCUGCUGACUAUAGAUAUAGGAGUUAAUUUAUUCUUGAUUUACAUAUUCGGUUGUUUUGUAGCAGGGAAUUCACAAGAGUGUUGUAUGAUAUGUUUGAUUACCUAUAGGAUUCCAUCCAAUAAGCUUCUCAAUUUCAAGCAACAAGAAGGGAACUCAAUAGCCAAUGUGAAAGAAGCUUGUAUUUUAUUCGGGUCUUAAAGUUGGAUAAAAAUUAUCAUUGAAGUGAUGUUUUUAUUUUUGAA
This is a messenger RNA of Dioscorea cayenensis subsp. rotundata (Guinea yam), 2663 nucleotides long. Its product is annotated as nucleobase-ascorbate transporter 11. Gene Ontology annotation, molecular function: transmembrane transporter activity. NCBI's taxonomy places the organism in Eukaryota, Viridiplantae, Streptophyta, Magnoliopsida, Dioscoreales, Dioscoreaceae. The transcript is spliced from 10 exons. The record is from RefSeq and is a predicted model, not a curated record. Gene Ontology annotation, biological process: transmembrane transport. The coding region runs from base 155 to 2407 and encodes 750 amino acids. Gene Ontology annotation, cellular component: plasma membrane.